UCUCACUGCCAUGUUAACAUUGCUUACACUGGGAGUACUGUUUCCAAAAAUAGUGGCCAGAGGACAAGAUGAAAAUCUUCACAAUGGCAGCAACAUUUUGCAAGAGCCAAUGUAUUCUUAUGAAAACAUGUUGCCAGAAGAACAUAUCCCUUAUUUUUUACACAAUAAUCCGGGCAUUGCUGCUGCCUGCAGGCAAGAUCCUCUUUGCCCAUAUAAAAAACAUUUGAAGACAUUGAAAGCUUGUUGGGGUUAUGAGAGAUCAUGCAAGCCAGAAAACAGGUUUGGAUAUCCAACAUGUGAUUAUGCUGAAAUUGGGUGGGCUAAUACCAUUGAGCAGGCCCAGGAUAUUUUCUGGAAGCAAGCUGAUUUUGGUUAUGUUAAAGAAAGGAUGAAAGAUGUGAAGACCCACUGCAAGCCUAAGACUGUGGGAGAUUCUUCACUUGAAUGUUCUCGUUACCUUCAGUAUUGCAAAGCAACAAAUUUAUAUAUUGAUUUAAGGCAUCCAAAGAGAAACCAUGAUAGAUUUAAUGAAGAUUUCUUCAGGAAAGGUCAAAUAGGAGGCCACUGCAAUAUGAAUACUGAAGCUUUCCUUGCUGAAGGACAACAAAAAAGCCCUUUACAAUCUUGGUUUGCUGAGCUCCAGACAUAUACAGAAAUGAACUCUAGACCAUUGGAAGAUGGCAGCUGUGAUAUCAUUAUUGAGAAACCAACUUAUUUCAUGAAGCUUGAUGCAGGUGUCAAUAUGUACCAUCAUUUUUGUGACUUUGUGAAUCUUUACAUUACUCAGCAUGUUACCAACACCUUCAGCACUGAUAUCAACAUUGUUAUGUGGGAUACUAGUGCAUAUGGAUAUGGAGAUUUGUUCAGUGAAACAUGGAAGGCAUUUACGGAUUAUGAAAUAAUACAUUUGAAAUCAUAUGAUUCAAAAAGAGUCUGCUUCAGAGAAGCAGUUUUUACACUAUUGCCUCGAAUGAGGUUUGGCUUAUUUUAUAAUACACCAUUGAUCUCCGGCUGUCAUGGGACAGGAUUAUUCAGAGCCUUUUCCCAGCACGUGUUGCACAGAUUAAAUAUCACUCAAGACAGGCCUAAGGAUGGGAAAAUCAGAGUUACAAUUCUUGCCCGCAGUACAGAGUAUAGAAAGAUACUAAACCAAAAAGAGCUCGCCAACGCUUUGAAAACGCUGCCUUUAUUUGAUGUCCAAAUAGUGAAUUACAAAUACAAGGAGCUCGAAUUUAAGGAGCAGCUGAAGAUAACCCACAAUUCUGAAAUAUUCAUUGGGAUGCAUGGAGCAGGGCUUACCCAUCUUCUGUUUCUGCCAGAUUGGGCUGUCAUCUUUGAACUGUACAACUGCAAGGAUGAACGUUGCUACCUAGAUCUAGCAAGGCUGAGAGGUAUCUAUUACAUCACCUGGCAGCAGAAGGAUAAAGUGUUCCCCCAGGAUGAGGGGCAUCACCCAACGUUAGGAAAACAUCCAAAGUUUACAAAUUAUGCCUUUGAUGUGGAAGAAUUUGUCCGUCUCGUUCUCUUGGCAGCUGAUCAUGUGUCACAACACUCCAGAUGGCCAUUUAGGAGAAAACAUGAUGAAUUUUAGGUCAAAUAAUUGGCCUUUGCAGAGUUUUUUAAAUACUGAAGUGUUCAAAAUGUCAGCCCUUUUGAAGUAGAAUCAUGAAUUAUGAACUUGUUUCAGGAAGGGAGAAGUGAAAAAGGUUAAAUGGGCAGGAGUCAUAUAUAAUGUCUCCCUCCAAGCAUGUUAUUUCUCGAUUAUUACUUUCUUACUGACAAUUCCUGUCCUAAUUUACUUGAGGAAUUUGCAUUAUGCAUGAUGUAUUUAUUAAGGUGACCGUGUUUGCACUAUAAUCUUCCUAUUUAUUUUAGGGUUGUCAGCCUCAUUGCUUCAAAGCAGUGGAGUGAAAGAUAAGCACACUGGACCUUUCUCCUUCCUUUUGUGACAUGUAGCAAGAAGUUUGCAGCCUUGUAACCUACUUACC
Candoia aspera is the source of this 1988-nucleotide messenger RNA. RefSeq names its product EGF domain specific O-linked N-acetylglucosamine transferase (gene EOGT). Gene Ontology annotation, cellular component: endoplasmic reticulum lumen. Lineage: Eukaryota; Metazoa; Chordata; Lepidosauria; Squamata; Candoiidae. Bases 11 to 1591 code for a protein of 526 amino acids. The transcript has 15 exons. Gene Ontology annotation, molecular function: protein O-acetylglucosaminyltransferase activity. The record is from RefSeq and is a predicted model, not a curated record.